CUGGAGGCAGCUGCGAGCUUGGAGCGCGUGAGGAUUCUCGCGCCCUUGUUACGUCCAUAAGCAAGCAAUGCGAGAAGGCGUGAAACCCGUACAGACCAUCUAAAAGGAUUAUGACUGCUCAGAGGAGGAUAUCCUAGCAUCUAUGUGUUUGAAGCUUCUGCAUUCCUUGCUUGGACCAUAAUGGAGAAAGUUGACACUCUGUCAUCAGGUCAAGAAGGCAGCAAGAGUAACAAUGUUCCUGUUCCAGGAGCUACUCCUGCUUACUUUGUCAUCCUGCAGCAAUCAAAAGGGAAUGGUAAUACAGAAGAAGGAAUUGUUGUAGCCAAUAGAGAUGUAUCCUCUGUUGCUGCUGUUGUAUCACCAGCAUCUGACAAAUCAACAUUUAAGGCUUUCCUUUCAGCUGAAUGUACUUCAGGACAAAUUACUGUCACCCUUGACAACAAUAACAUGUGGAAUGAAUUUUAUCGUUGUACCACAGAAAUGAUUUUAACAAAACAAGGUAGAAGGAUGUUUCCUUACUGCCGAUAUUCGUUAUCUGGGCUGUGCCCCUUUCAAAAAUAUAUUCUGGUUAUGGAUAUAACCCCAAUGGAUAACAAUCGUUAUAAGUGGAAUGGGCAAUCUUGGGAACCAGGUGGUGUUUCAGAACCUCAUGUUCUUGGAAGAGUUUUUAUACACCCCGAAUCACCCUCAACUGGUCAAUUUUGGAUGCAUCAGCCAGUUUCUUUCUACAAAUUGAAACUGACAAAUAAUGUUUUGGACCAAGAAGGGCACAUAAUCUUGCAUUCUAUGCAUCGUUACCUUCCUCGGCUUCAUAUAAUACCCACAAGCAAGACCACUGAGGUAAUCCAGCUAAAUGGGCCUGAUGUCCAUACAUUCACCUUUCCCCAGACAGAGUUCAUUGCUGUAACCGCAUAUCAAAAUGUUCAAAUUACACAGCUAAAAAUUGACUGCAACCCUUUUGCCAGAGGUUUUAGGGAAGGAGGCGUGACUGGAAAACUGUUAAAGGACAUAAAAUCAAAAAACUUAAAUCAAGGAGGAGUAUCUCCCGACUCUAAAGCUCAGCUGGAGGAUGAGGAUUCUGAGUGCACUCAAAAGAUGAAGGAACAGUUCAGAGCUUCAGAUCAUUCAGAUGCUGAGACUGAAGCCUUCAUUGCUGAAAAUGACUUUGUGAAUUUUUUAAAUCCACUUCCGGAGCAUUGCACCACAGAACCAAAGGAGAAUCACAAAAGCUCUGUUGAUAUCACAGCUGAGGCCUCUCCUUUGAAUGGACAGAUUAAUAAUGAAAUAAAAGACGAGCCUUGGGAUAACUAUGAUUAUGACAAACGGGUAUCUGCAGAAGGGGUGGAAAUUAAACCAGAGGAGUCUGAGGAGGAGCUAACUGAUGAGUACUCAAACAGUGAUGAUGAGUACCCCAUUUUAGAGAAGCAGCUCAGGAGACAAUCUGCACAGUUCCAGACAGAAUCAAACCGUAUCAGAAAGCGUUCUCAUAUUAGCCCUUCUGGGGUUGCUAAAGCAAAACUGUUAAAAUUGGAUAGUGGAAAAUUGCCUGUGGUGUAUCUGGAGCCAUGUUCAGUACCUAAAAGCACUAUAAAGAUUUCUGAUCUGCGGAAAAUUAUUGUGAGUCAAGAGAAUUAUCGAGGUCUCGCUCAGUGUCCUUCUCCUGCCCCUCCAGUAAAUCCCCAUGAAUCUUCUGACCAAAAUGUUACUUCAGGGGUUGGAAAAAAAGACACUGAAAAAGUGAAUACACAAACGAGUUCCAAAAACAGUGUUGAAUGUUUAAAUGAUAAAAUGGGUGGUUCUCAAACUUCCAGUUUGAAGAGAAAAAAAAAUCUUCCUUUGCCUGCUAAACCAAAAGGAAACCAAACACCAGGAGUUAAAAAUCAGUUGAUACCUGGGGUGCGUAAUAGGCGAGGAAGACCACGCAAAGUUCAUGCUAAAUUUUCCUCAGAAAGAACUACCCCAUUGGAGCCAUCUGUACCUUUACCAGAUAUUAAUCCGGAUCUUGUGGAUGUUGAAGGAGUACUGUUUGUGGCCUUUGCUUCAAAGGAGGCAUUGGCUGUACAUACAGGAGUCAAUCCAGAUAACACUUUCAUGUCCAGUUGUCCAGCACUACCGGGUCCAAACGAAGAUAAAGAUAAUGUUGGGAAAUUUCCAGCGCUUGAAAGUCAGCUUUUGAUGCAUCUUGAAACUGCAAGACACAGACAGGUUAUCCAUCCAGCACUCCAACAAGUGGGAUUGAAACUGAAUAUUGUGGAUCCUACAAUGAGCAUAGACCUGAGAUAUUUAGGAGUGCAACUUCCACUUCCUUAUAUAACCAAUACUACAAGAUGGGACAAUUAUGGCUUGUGUUCUCAAGCAUCUGGAUUGCCCUAUGUUUCAAGAACAGGAAAAACCAAUGACUAUACCAAGAUUAAAGGUUGGCGAGACAAAUUCUCAACAAGCUCUGUAACUCCAUUAUUAAAUGAAGGUAGUAGCUCUGAAACUUCCUUAAAGAACCGCUCCGCUUUCUGUAGUGAUAAAUUGGAUGAGUAUCUUGAAAAUGAAGCCAAGCUCAUGCAGAACUGUGAAGGUAUUUCUCAAAAUGAAAAUGACUCUUCUGUUGUGUAUCAGCUUCCAACCAAAAGCACCAGUUAUGUGAAAACGCUGGAUAGUGUGUUAAAGAAGCAAGUCUCAUUGCCCCAGUCUUCAAAAUCUGAAAACCUCACUUCAAAACCUCUCUCUGCAUCUUCUACUAAAAAGCAAUUAAAUCCUGUAGGCAAGGCAAAAACACAAAAAGCUAAAUCCAAACUUAAGUCUACUUUGCCAUCUCCUGUAACUGUGAAAGAGAAGUCUCUGGCAUGUGGCACACCAGAAAAGUCUGUGAAGACCAUGUCAGAAGCUAACCAUAUUGAGGGUGUGGUGGCCAACUCUAUUACAUCUCAAGAUGAAUCCUUUUCACAGAAUACUUAUCAAGCCCAGCUACAAAGCUCUCAGCCUAGCAGCCCUCGGCAUUCUGGUUUCUCAAAAGCAUUCCUCAAGCUUCUUGAUAUGGAAAAUUGCAUCGUAUGGGAUGGAAAGCCACGAACCUAUAUUACAGAGGAACGUGCAGAUAUUGCUUUGGCUACAAUACUCACAGCUCAGGCUUCUCUAAAAAAUAAACCUGUCCACAAAAUAAUUCCACAUCGUAGAGGAGUUUGUAGUAAUGCAUUCUGUCGCCUGGGAUGUAUUUGCUCCAGUUUGGCUCAUGAAAGGCUCAAGUCCACACACUGCCGACGUGUUGAUUGUAUGUUUGGAUGUACUUGCUUAAAGCACAAAGUUAUUCUUGUGAAAGGUGGUGUACAAAUCAAGAAAAUAUCACAUGAUAUUGCAGAAAAUUCUGAAGAAGAGGAAAAUCUCUCCUCAGCUCUAGAAGACAAAGACGCUGCAGAAGGUGGCUACGACUCUGUUCCAAAAUCUCCAGUGGCUUAUUUUCCCAUUUGGAAAAAAUCUGAAGAUGACAGUGAUUCAGAGCCAAUUUGUAUCCCUAUGCCAGUUAAGUUGAAUGAAGACAAUAGCCAAUUGCAGCAGAAGGAAGUGUGUCAACCAAAUAAAACCAAAUACCCUGGAACAACUAAAUCUGCACGCGUAUACACACCGAAACCCAACCCAGUGAUCCUUCCUGAGGACAUGGAUCCAGUCUAUUUAUAUUUUGACAGCAUGAUGACCUGUGCUCGAGUAAGGGUCUACACACGUAAACCUCCAGAAGUCCAGUUAAAUGAGAAUGAGGAAUGCACUUGUGACUCCUCUGACCUCUGUUCCAAAGAACAUUGUUCUAAAUCACCCAAGAACAGAGAAAAAAGGAAGGAAGUACAAGAAGACAUGUAUGACCCCUCCUGCUCUCCAAAAAGGUUUCGCAAUUGUGGUCCAGCAAAGCUUAUAGAGAUUAUAUCUGACUGCAACUGGGAACAAGAUCGCAUUAAAAUACUCAACAUUAUAUCUAAGAACAUGAGCAGGAAGGAACCUCAGUAUUUCAGGGUAGGAGCCUUUAAUAUUGAUUUGAUGUCGGAGACAAAAAGUUUAGACCAGUCUGGGACUCCUUAUUCAUCACGAGUAAAAAUCUCCAUGGAUGAUGAACAGUGUGUUUCAUGGAAGCAUAGCCCUGGACAUGAUUUCUCCUUGAAAUGGAAAGUAGAAAUUAUUACCCUUCCAGAGGGGAAACUAGCAGAUGCAAGUCCCGAGAGUAAAUUAGUAGAGAAGUCACAUGGAGGAAAAGGUCUGCCCUUUUACACCAAGAUUAUCCCAGCUGGUAAUCUUGUUGCUCGGUUAAAGAAACCCAAUAUUAACCAUUCAGAGCUUAUUCAGGUUAACGGAAAAUACUACCCUCACGCCAAAUUGCUUUUAGGACAAAUGGGAGCACUCCAUCCAGCCAAUAGAUUAGCAGCUUACAUCACUCACAGGCUGAGACCGAGUCUUUACAAUCAAUCCGGUAGUUUGAAUCCCAUUGUGCCUUCCAAGAUUACACCAACUCCCCUCUGUACAUCUGAUGUAAAUUCUAAAGAUGCCAACGUUCCCGUGGUAACACAGGAAGUCAAAACUUCUCCACAGAAAGAGAUUGCCCCACCACCCAGCAGUGUGUUUACAAAGUUUGUCAUGAGUGAAGUUGGAACCCUGCAUCCAAAAAAUCCUGGAAUUAACUUGGUCAUCACAUCAGUAGCUUCAAGCAAACAAAACUCAGUUUUCUGCACUACUUCUGCAAAGAUUGCUUCUUUAAGCUCUCCAUCUCUUACUGCAACUGUGUCACCAUCAAAUGAAAAAGAAAUAGCGUCAGUGCCAACUUUAAUAAAAGUUACCAAUAUUGUAACAAAAGACUCUUCUGUGUCCUUGCCUGCAGAAACAGUUGCAACUAAUACUACAAACGCAUUGACAGUAACUUCAGUUACCCCUACAAAAGACUCUUCUGCGUUACCUUUCUCAACACAAGUGACACCAAUGAUCAACCAACCGCCACAAUCUACAGUCACCCCAUCAACCUUACCUCUUCCUGUUUGCCCAGCGGUCACUGUUAAAAAUGUUUCUACUCCAAUAGUGACAAAUGUGAUAACGCCUAUAACACCAAUAGGAUCUUCUUCUCUAACUGGAAUAAACCCUUUACCUUCACUAACACUAAAACCAGAAGCUGUUGUACCCCAGCCCUCUGUACAAAUCACAAGAGCACCACUGAUGGGAACCGAGAAACGAUUGGGACCCCGGCUGCUCCUUAUACCAGUUCAAUCCAACCCCGCAACUGUUCGCCCGAUACAAAAUGUACAACAAACCCCAGGACAGAAAAUGGUUUUGCAACCUAUCAAGAGCCCUGGACGGACUAACUUAUUCAGACAUCCCAAUGGUCAGAUUAUACAGCUGGUACCUUUGCAGCAAGUCUGCACUCCUAGCAACCAACCAAUAGUUUUCCGUAAUCCAGGUUCAGUUGUGGGCAUCCGUCUCCCCUUACCUACGAAAGCUGAAACAACCCCAACUCAAACAGCUAACUUUGUCUCACCAUCAGUGUCUCCAGCUAUAAUUCCUGCCAGUACAGUUGCUAUUACUCCUUCCACAGCCAGCACAAGCUCUCCAUCCAUAGCCAGCACAAGCUCUCCAUCCAUAACCAGCCCAAGUCUGACAAUUUCCUCACCACCUCCCUUUUUGUCACAAGCAGGUACACUAAGACUAAGGAUUACAGCUCCUACAAAUAGGAGUGAAUCCUCUCAGAGUAGUGCCAAAGUGAUAACCGUCAAUUCUGCUGGUCAGAUCAUGGAUUCUGGUGAUGGCAUGUCCCUUCAGCCUGGAAGUUUUUCUUUACUAAACAGCCAAUCACAGAAUGCUGUACCAGAAGCCAAUCCUGUGCCUCACUCUUCUAUUGGCAAUAUAAAAUCUGAUAUAAAAACUACAAAAAACACUGUGAAUGAAAACGAAAUGUCACAGAGCAAUCAGGAAAGUCUUAUACAUCCUGUAAUAGGUGAAAUUAAGGAAAUUGAUAAAAAUUCAGAAACUCUGCAAUCACAUGAAGACUGCUUUGAUAAUUCUGCAAAUUCUUUAACCACUAAAGAGCCUGAUGAUAUAAAUGAGUUCCAAUCAGCCAAAGAAAAAAUGUCUUCAGAUUGUUAUUCAGAAAGUACAGAGACUUCUCAAGAACCCUCUGGUCAAGCAGAUUACAACAUGAAACCAAAAGAAACAGACUCAGAACAGUUGAAGGAAAAUGUGGAAUCAAAAUUGCAGACAUCUGGAGAAGGAGAGUCUGUGUGUGUACCCAAGCCAAGUGAAACAUUAGUACAAACGGGCAUGGAAAUGCAGAAUGCAGGGAACAGAGAUGAUACCAGUUUUGUAGACCAAAAUGCUACAAAUUCUAAUCCUCAGUCUCCUGAUUCUGUGCCAUCAUCAGUAGUAAUCUUUAACACAGAAAAUCGUGACAUUAAAGUAAACAAAAGUCGUAAAUUAUCUAAUCACAGAACAAAGAAAUCUAAAGAUGAAAAAAACCUUGAAGUUAUAGACUGUACCGUGAGCGAGUCCAGUAGUGAUGCAAAUCUUGAAAUUGAGAAUAGUGACUUUGAUGAGUCUGUGGACAUUGAAACUGUGGAGGAAUUAUCUGAGAAGAUUAACAUAGCCCGUCUUAAAGCAACUGCUGGCAACACAACCGCAAAAUGUAACGUUCAUACUGAGUUUUCAAAAGAAAGCAAAAAAAGUUUAAAGAAAUCAAAUUUUAAGAGGGAUGUGGAUGAAGAUGCCAGUGCUUAUUAUCGUCGGACUCACACUGCAAAUGAAAGGAGACGUAGAAAUGAAAUGAGGGACCUCUUCGAGGAGCUUAAAAAUUCGCUUGGACUCCACAACCUUCCAAAGGUUUCAAAGAGCUACAUUCUUAAACAGGCCAUUGAAGAGAUUGAAGGGCUAACAGACCAAGGAGACACAUUAAUAAAGAAGAAGGCCCUGUUAACUCAAAAGAGGAAUAAUUUGAUACGAAAGGUUUCUGCUCUGUCUGGGAAAACAAAGGAGGUGGUUGUGAAAAAACUGGAAUAUAUUUAUGCCAAGCAGAAAGCUCUAGAGGCAGAAAAGAGAAAGAAGCACUUUGAGGAAGACAUUGCACUCCAUAAAGCCUCAAUGAUGGCAAAACUGCCACAGACCUUUGAAGAGCCGCUCGAAUCCUUCACAAAGGAAAAGGCAGAUCUCCCCAUGACAAGUGGCAAACCAAAGAAACCUUUAAUACUUUCAAGGAAAAAAAAUACAGUUCCUUUGGAAGCACCAACACCUCAACCCGUUGUCUCUCUCUCUGCUUCUAACUUGGAAAUGACAGCUCAAGGAUCACUGGUUACAGUUGAAAAUCCGAUCAUAUCAGAACAGGUGGAAGGAGUGACCCCCACAGUGCUUAAGACUGAAAUCAACCCAGAAGCCAGAAAUGUGCAACAAGAGCUCACUUCUGUACUGAUUCAGAUUCCUAUCACCCUGUCUGUUGUGCCUGAUUCAGCCUCUGCAAAGCCAGAGUCACCUACCCCUGAAGCAGAAAAAGAUGAUUUAUCCAUGAUGCCAAAGAUUGUGAAUGUUACGUCAUUAGCUAAUGAAGCUUCAAUAGACUUGGGGACAGAUCUAAGCUUGAACAUUGAGGAACUUAAAGAGAUUGUUAAACCUGGUCCCCAGCUUUCACCAACAAAACCUGUGUUGGGCGAGACAGAACAAGACCAGGGAGCCACAGAUUCAACAUCUUCAAGUUCUUAUGCUACCUCAAGUUUAGCUCCAUCAUUAGUCCUUCUGGAUAGCAGAGAUGUAUCAGAAACAACACCAGAGAAUGUGGGGACCACUCUCGUAGAAAGCCCCUUGCUUGAAGAUUUAAACAGCCUUAAAAAACAUACAACUGCAGAAACUGAAGAAGUGAAAUUGAAGGAAACCGCUUUUUGCAAUGUGGCAACUAACAAUGUUAAACAUUCACAGCUUGACGUUAGGUUAAAAACACUACCUUUAGAGGAACCAGAGCUAGAUACAAGCGAUUUAAUAGAUGUUAUUGGGGAUAAUGAAGAUACAGAUGAAACACUGACAUCUCUCCUCAAUGAAUUAGCAUUUCUUAAUCAGCAGUUGAACACUGAUGAUUUGGACAAUAGUUCAGAUUUUCCUGGAUCAGACACUGCAUCUCGGGGUAGUGGUAGCAAGUUCAAUGAUGGUGAUGCAUCUCCCUUUUCAUUUGGGAGGUUUAAGGAAAAGAGCUCCUCACUCAGUCCUCUCUUCCUACACUUUGAAGAGGGAGAAGUUCAAGAAACCAGCAAGCAAAACGAGGAAGCAGGCAUUGUGGAAUUUGUUGGCAACACACAGGAUGAACCAUCAUCUAGUAGUAAUAAGGUAACGUCUAGUUUUCAUGAGUCAAAUGUGAAUGCCACAUCACAUCAGAAGGUAGCAAAGCAAGAGAAUCCUCCCUCCGGAUCUUUGUGGAGGCCCAUGCCAAAACUUGCACCUCUUGGAUUAAAAACUUUGACAGCAGACCAGAGGGCACAGGAACGUAAAGCAAUGCCAUCUUUGGCACCUGUGGCAUUGAGAUUAAACUCACAGACUUCUGCAUCUCCAUCUGAUGAACAGACUACACAGGGUUUAAGGACAACAGUUUUGGCUCCUCAAGCAGACAAAUAGUUUGUAGUGUACAGAUCAUGCAACUUAAUAGUUAUAUAUUGUAAUACCUGCAAAUCAUGUGCUCUUUGUGUUGAAACAUUGGAAUCAUUUUAUUAGGAACAUAAUUCUGAAAAGAAUAUCCACAACAUAAAGAAAAGAAACAUACAUUGUCUGCAAGAAAAUAACUUCCAUGAUUAGUGUGAAGAUAUGUGCUUAGCUUUUGGAUUGCACAUACCUUUAAGAAUAUCCAUACAGCUGACUGGAUUGACUAAAUUAAUGUAAUGAUCAGAGACAAUGAAUUAUCUUCUGUAUAAAUUUUACUUUAGAGAAACUGCCAUCAAAACCAUCAACAUUUCCCUCAUCAAAAUAAUCAGUCUGAUUUACUCUGAAUUGCUGGAUACAGUUGCUUUUCUCCCUUUUAGAAUCAUUUGCUCGGGAUUAUUUAAAACAGGCCCUUUCUCAAGGAGUUGCAACAGACAGCUAUAUAUAUGCACUUUGCUAAUCACAUCAAGCUAAUCUAAAAAUAUUUUCAACAGUAUUCACUUGAUUUUCUUUCACCUGUCUACAUUUAUUACCAAGCACCCUCACUGCUGCUUCUGUGACUUGAAUAUUUAUAAAUAUUCCCCUUGUAAAAUAAUGACGUUUGAUGCUAUGUAAAAAAGAAAUGUAUUUAUAUUUUUUUAAAGAUUCUCUGUGCAGGAUUUUUUUUUUGUGUUUGUAGAAUGUGACGGAUGUGCUGAUCACGUGUAAAAUAACUUGGUUUUGUAUUCAGUUUGUAAAUAUGAAAUGUAUGAUUUAUGCUAUGCUGCAGUGUUUCUCAGGUGCUUUCAAAUUAUGCAAAUUAAUAUAAUAUUUUUGAUACUUAAAAAUUACAGUACAAAUUAAUCAUUAAAUGGAUAUAUAGAACUUUUUUGUCUGCUUUGACCCAUAUACAGACUUUAAAAUACUGUAUUUGCCUUAUGUAUUUCCAUUUGUUUUGUAUCUUGGAAAUCUGCUGAUACAAAAAAUAGCUUUUUUAUAACUCACCAAUACUGAUUCAAAUUUGUUCUCUUAUCAAAAUGUAACCCAGUAAUUGUCAGAAAGUUCUUAAGUGACUUGGUGGACCAAAUAAAAAUUCAAACAUG
Messenger RNA from Bombina bombina (fire-bellied toad), 9704 nucleotides. It is a transcript of the gene MGA, whose product is annotated as MAX dimerization protein MGA. The transcript is spliced from 25 exons. Gene Ontology annotation, cellular component: nucleus. Lineage: Eukaryota; Metazoa; Chordata; Amphibia; Anura; Bombinatoridae. The record is from RefSeq and is a predicted model, not a curated record. The coding region runs from base 181 to 8601 and encodes 2806 amino acids. Gene Ontology annotation, biological process: regulation of transcription by RNA polymerase II; cell fate specification; positive regulation of DNA-templated transcription. Gene Ontology annotation, molecular function: DNA-binding transcription factor activity, RNA polymerase II-specific; RNA polymerase II cis-regulatory region sequence-specific DNA binding; protein dimerization activity.